AAACUGAUAAUCAGGAAGUUCAUAUCCCACCUUCUUACAGUGAGGUUGAAAGCCCAGAGGACAUCCUGUCUGAGGAAAUCUGUAGGAUUCAUGAAAAUGGCCUCACAUUACUCCACCUCAUGGUGAUCCAGGGAGAUGUGGAAAAGGUGAAGUUUCUCCUGAGCUGCAAAGCCAAUGUGAACAGCCAGGUAGUCUGUGGCUACACCCCACUCAUCAUAGCUGUUCAGAAGAGGUCUCCAGAGAUCUGCUCAGUUCUGAUAGAGCACGAUGCAGACAUUAACAUGCCAGAUGAUGAUGGUUGGACACCUCUUCACUUUGCUGCUCAGAAUGGGGAUGACAGAAUUGUACGCCUCUUGCUGGACCACCAGGCUCAGGUAAAUUCACAGGAGCAAGACGGCUGGACUCCUCUGCACUUGGCAGCACAGAACAACUUUGAGAACGUGGCCCGAGUGCUGCUGUCUCGCCAGGCUGACUCCAACACCCAGGAGGCUGAUGGGAAAACCGCCCUCCACGUGGCAGCUUGCUUUGGACAUGUCAGCUUGGUGAAGCUGCUCGCCAGUCAAGGAGCCGACUUAGAGAAAAAGCAGAAGAACCACAGAACCCCACUUCACGUUGCUGUGGAGAGGGGGAAGUUCAGGGUAGUCCAGUACUUGCUGAAGAAAGGGACCUCUGUCAACAGCCUCGAUCAAAAUCACUACAGUGCCCUGCACCUGGCUGUGGUGAGGGGGAAGUAUCUCAUCUGUGAGAAACUCAUCAAAUACGGAGCCAAUGUGGAGCUGAGGACAGACAAAGGCUGGACUCCUCUGCACCUGGCUGCUUUCAAAGGGCACGUUGAAAUCAUCCACCUGCUAAAAGACAGCCACGCCAAACUGAACACCAGGGGAGGCAUGGACUGGACACCCCUUCACUUGGCCACGCGCUACAGCGACGAGCCGGUGGUCAGCGAGCUGCUGAGGUGUGGGGCAGAUCCCAACAUUGCUGAGAAGUCAGAGUGGGCCCCCCUACAUUUUGCAGUCCAGCGGGGCUCCUUUUUGACUGUCAUCAAUCUUCUGGAGUGCAAGGCAGAUGUGAACGCUAAGAACAAAGUGGGUUGGACACCCUUGCACCUCGCUGUCCUCAAGGGCAAUAUGGCCAUUAUAAAGACCCUGAUUAAGGCUGGGGCGCUGCUUGAUGUGGAAGAUAUCACUGGCUGUACAGCUCUCCAGUUGGCAAUUAGACAUCAGAGAGAAAACAUCAUUACACUCCUUCAAGGCAAGGACUUGUUGAUGAAUAAACUGGGGAACAGGACACUGAAUGAUGCUAAGAUUUCAAGACCAAAAUUUGUUCCAGGAAGGACAGAUCUGUAG
Messenger RNA from Merops nubicus (carmine bee-eater), 1346 nucleotides. It is a transcript of the gene ANKK1, whose product is annotated as ankyrin repeat and kinase domain containing 1. The annotation marks the transcript as partial. Gene Ontology annotation, molecular function: protein binding; RNA binding; RNA nuclease activity. The transcript has a single exon. Gene Ontology annotation, biological process: RNA processing. NCBI's taxonomy places the organism in Eukaryota, Metazoa, Chordata, Aves, Coraciiformes, Meropidae. The record is from RefSeq and is a predicted model, not a curated record.